Molecule: messenger RNA, 375 nt
Organism: Aspergillus aculeatinus CBS 121060
Lineage: Eukaryota; Fungi; Ascomycota; Eurotiomycetes; Eurotiales; Aspergillaceae
Product: 60S ribosomal protein uL29
Exons: 4
Coding region: 1-375 (124 amino acids)
Biological process (GO): translation; maturation of LSU-rRNA from tricistronic rRNA transcript (SSU-rRNA, 5.8S rRNA, LSU-rRNA)
Cellular component (GO): ribosome; cytosolic large ribosomal subunit
Molecular function (GO): mRNA binding; structural constituent of ribosome
Source: RefSeq, a predicted model, not a curated record
AUGUCGUCCAAGGUCAAGGCUGGUCAGCUCUGGGGAAAGAGCAAGGAUGACCUCACCAAGCAGUUGGAGGAGUUGAAGACCGAGCUCAGCCAGCUCCGUGUCCAGAAGAUCGCCAACGGUGCCUCGUCGAAGACCACGAGAAUCCACGACGUUCGCAAGUCGAUCGCUCGCGUUCUCACCGUCAUCAACGCCAACCAGCGCGCCCAGCUCCGCCUGUUCUACCAGAACAAGAAGUACGCUCCCCUCGACCUCCGCGCCAAGCAGACCCGCGCCAUCCGCCGCCGCCUCACCAAGCACGAGGCCACCCUCAAGACCGAGCGCCAGCGCAAGAAGGAGAUCCACUUCCCCCAGCGCAAGUACGCUGUUAAGGCUUAA